GUACGCAGUAGUGGCAUGACGUCAUCGCAAGCCGGGAGGAGUGGCUUGUGCGCAUGCGUAGUCGAGGUUCCGGCGCCUGCCGUCACAGAAGCGUCACUGUCGCAGCGUGGAAUACAGAGGUGCUCAGACAUGGCAACAGGAAGCACAGAAACAGCUCUCCAGGCAGUAUGUCAAGGAAACCAAAAAUUUACUUUCAGUAUUUACAAGAUUCUUUCAGAAGUGGAAGGGAACCUGUUCUUUUCUCCAGCAAGCAUGCAAGUAAUUUUAGCUCUUGUACGUCUUGGUGCAAAGGGCAAGACUGCUCAGGAGAUUGCAAAGGGACUGAAUCUUCCAUCUGAUAAGAAGACCAUUGAGGAUGGCUUUAGAGAGUUAAUGAAUCAGUUAAAGGGAUCUGAUGACACAGUGCUUGAAGCAGCCAACAAGGUUUAUGCACAAGUGAGUUUUCCAAUUAAAGAAGAAUUCAGAGCAUCUGCUGCAAAAUUUCUAGCUGAAGCUGAGGAAGUUGAUUUUAUCAAAGAAACAGAGAAAUCAAGAGCUAUAAUCAAUGAAUGGGUGGAGAACAAGACAAAUAAGAAGAUAACGAAUUUAAUGCCUGAAGGUACUUUGGAUGAAUUUACUCGGCUAGUGCUUGUAAAUGCUAUUUACUUCAAAGGCCUGUGGAAUAUUCCAUUCAAGAAAGAAGUCACAUCCCCCAUGCCAUUCCAUGUUACUGCAACAGAGAAGAAGACAGUGGAUAUGAUGAAGCUACAGAAAAAAUUUAUGUAUACAGAAGCAGAAAAACUUGAAGCUCAAGUUGUGGAGCUCCCUUACAAGGGAGACCAGUUAAGCAUGGUGAUCAUCUUGCCGAAGGAGAACAAUGGUCUUAAGAAACUAGAAACAAAGCUUGUCGGUUUGAAUCUACCUGAUAUUCUGAACAAAAUGCGUAAAGUUGAAGUGAAUCUCUACUUACCCAAAUUCAAGAUGGAACACAAAAUAGAUUUGAAUGACAGUUUGAAGAAACUGGGUAUGAAGACUAUGUUUGAUGGAAAUAAUGCAGAUUUUACUGGUAUCAAUGACUCAAAACCAGGCCUUGUUGUUAGCAAGGUCUUACACAAAGCUUUCAUAGAAGUGAAUGAGGAAGGCACUGAAGCUGCAGCAGCAACUGGUGUUGCAUUUGUAAUGUGCUGUGCAAUUAUGAAUCCACCACCUCCAGUUGUGUUCAAAGCUGACCACCCAUUCCUGUUUCUUCUCAUAAAUAGGGUUCACCAAGCUAUCCUUUUUGUUGGAAGAGUUCAGGAUUUAGCAUCAAGCAAUAGCCCUCAUGAAGAGACUUGUGGUUAAAUGGAAGAAGGACCUCUUCAAUUCUGUUUCUCAGCAAUGUAAUUGAUGAUAUGCUAAGAUAGUGUUGCAUCAGUGUUGUUACUUUAGUGGUUAUCAAAUACUAAUCAACUUGUUCUUUGACACACUCUUGGUUUAUUCAAUACUUGAAAUGUUUCAUAACAAGAAAUGUACCAGUUGUGUAAGAAA
Messenger RNA from Schistocerca piceifrons (Central American locust), 1506 nucleotides. RefSeq names its product serpin B6-like. The transcript has 9 exons. Gene Ontology annotation, molecular function: serine-type endopeptidase inhibitor activity. Bases 16 to 1320 code for a protein of 434 amino acids. NCBI's taxonomy places the organism in Eukaryota, Metazoa, Arthropoda, Insecta, Orthoptera, Acrididae. The record is from RefSeq and is a predicted model, not a curated record.